CUACUACUACUACUACUACCACCACCAGUAACAAGUACGACUAUUAUCGCUGUCUCUAUAUAAUCGUCACUACCAUUACUACAACACAAACAACUGUGACUGUUAUAACCACAUCACUACCACCACCACCACCAUAACGAAACUUCAUCAAGUAUCACACUACACACUUUUUCUAACCUACUUUUAUUUUCUUGCGCUUUGUGACGAGGAGUGUUAAUUUAGUUUGCUGGUUGGUGUUCAGUUAUAAAAUACGCCCCCUAACAAUAGGAGUUAAACUUUAUAUCGUCUACAGCAGUUAAACUUAUAUCGUCUAUAACAGAUAUAUAUAUAAAAAGAAAUUAAUUUCAUUUAAUUAAACAGAGCAACAACACAUACAAGUAUUAACUAAGGUGAAAACUUUUUAUUAAGAAGGGUUAAGUGUCAAAAGAAGGGAAAAUGAUUCAUUACAGUUGCAUCUGUAGGGGAGAGACGAUUCUGUGCUCGCAGCUCAAAACGACGUCAAUGCAAAACUUUGAAAAUGUUGUUGCCGACAUGCUGCCUAAUAUCCCAACACACCAAAACAAGUCAAUGACAUACACAUCAGAUAAUUACUCAUUCCACUGUAAAGUAGAAAAUGGCAUUUUGUUUCUGUGUGUUGCAGACCCAAAUAUGGGAAAGCAAGGACCUCAUUCAUUCCUUUUAGAAAUCAAAAAUACAUUCCUGAAUGGUCGCUUGGCAGCUCGGGCAUCAUCCGCCUUCAGUCAUGAGUUUGAUCGAGAUUUUGGACAAGUACUUCAAAGAGAAAUGGAAACCUUUUCAAAACCCGGUGCUGGAAGUGGUAUCUCUCACCUCCAAAGUCAAGUAAAUGAAGUGAAAGGUAUUCUUACGCAGAACAUUGAAAAAGUACUGGAACGUGGAGACAGACUGGACGACUUGAUGGAUAAAACAUAUGAAUUAGAAGAGCAGUCCAUCAAAUUCCACAAGACGUCUCGUAGCAUAGCAAAGAAAUUCUGGUGGAAGAAUACCAAGAUGACCUGUCUGAUGGUCUGUGGUGUACUUAUACUGCUUACCAUCAUUAUUAUCAUUAUUCUCUAUUCUACCGGUGUAUUUUCAAGUUCUGAUAAUAGUUCUCCAAAGCCCACCACUGCUGCUCCUUAAGCAGAGACAAUUAAAACCACACACAGACGAAGAUUUGACAAGUUGCUCUGUAUAAAUAUAUUUUAUAUAUCUUACACAUAUAUAUAUUUCUAUGAUUCCGAAAAAUUUUUUCCCCCCUGUAUCAUCAGUCUGCUAUAAUUCCAUUUUUUUAAUCUUUUAUGUGUCAUCUCCCUUAUAAUUCCAUAUUUUUGUUUUAUGUCAUCAAGUUUUUAUAAGCCACCCCACCCAUCUAUUUUUUUUUUGUUGAUUUAGAUUUUGUUGGUGAAGAUGAUUUAUAUGAUGCUAAUGAAAAACAAUGAUGAUGAGGAGGAUUUGUAUGACUCUGUUGAAUAUAUGUGCAUCAUUAAAAUCAAUUAAAAUUUUAAUCAAUGUUUUAAAAUUCAUUGGACAUUCCUGGUGGUUACCCUCCCCACAUAUGUAGAUACGCCUGACGAAAAUAUUUGAUAAUGCUGUUUUGGAUUUAACUCAUUUUAAUUGAUCUACCCUCAUCCCCUACCUGCCACCCCACCAUAUUUUUGCUAAGGGUUCUUGCAUUGUGAUCUACAAUCUAUGAUGGACAACAUGUAAACUUGUACAACCAUUACAACAAAUUUGAUUUGGUAAACCGAUUUAACCGCUGGCAUCGUGGACUGAUUUUUAUAUGUUGAUUUGAUGAUUGAGAAUACCAGAUACUUUGGUCAAUGGAAUUACCUAAUCAUCAAAUCAUGGUGUAAAUGGCUGAGUAUUCCUCAGACUUUUGUCCCCUUUAUGUAAUCCCCAAACAAAAAUCAUUGUAAUACUAUGUGACAAAACUGGCCCUUUGAAUAAUAGGCAUGAUAAGCUUUCAUAGUUUUUGUCUCCCCUGUUUCAUUGAUAGGGCAUUGGGGUGAUGCAAAGCUGUCGUGGAAGAUACUGGGGAAUGAGAUGGUUUGGCACAGAUGUUUGCUGUCCGGUAUUUGGCAUCGUUGAUUUGAUGCUGACUUAUUUGACAUCAGGCUUUUCUAUGUUUCUUGUUUUAAUGGUUCUCUUAUUCUCUGUCUGUCUGUUUGUUUAUGUGUGUGUGUGCAUAUUUCUCUUUAUGUUAUGAGAAGAAAAAUGUUUGUGUCAUCUGUGUUCAAUUAAUAAAUCGUAAUGUCUCUCUUUCUCUGUGUGUGUAUAUAUAUAUAUAUAUAUAUAUAUAUUUCUGCAUGUGCAUGCUUGUGAGUGUGUUUGCCUCAGGUGCCAAAAAGUACUGUUGCCAAAAAGGUUCAAUGUCCAGUCAGCCGAUGCGAAAUUGCCAGCACCCAAACUGCUGCGCCCAAUCAUCUCGUACCAAAGUUAUCUAAGGGUCAGUGUUGGGAUCAAAUCUGAGACCUCUUUAUCACACAGCUGACAUUUCUAGACACACACACACACAAACACACACGUCAGUUGUCUACAGAAACUAUUCUUGUGUAAAGUUGCCAACUAACUUUUGUAAUAAAUUCUAUGAAAUUGAAAA
Messenger RNA from Octopus sinensis (East Asian common octopus), 2596 nucleotides. RefSeq names its product vesicle-associated membrane protein 711. Gene Ontology annotation, cellular component: membrane; SNARE complex. Gene Ontology annotation, molecular function: SNARE binding; SNAP receptor activity. The transcript has 6 exons. Gene Ontology annotation, biological process: vesicle fusion; exocytosis. NCBI's taxonomy places the organism in Eukaryota, Metazoa, Mollusca, Cephalopoda, Octopoda, Octopodidae. The record is from RefSeq and is a predicted model, not a curated record. The coding region runs from base 436 to 1137 and encodes 233 amino acids.